AUGAUAUAAUAACUACGGUUUGACUGAGCACUGGUGAGUAGAGUUGAGUAGGAAACUUCGUCAUCUUCACCACUGACGAUUCUUUCAUUCUCAUCUCACACAACACAAUGUCAGAAACACUCUCCAAUUUCAAAGAAGCCACACUCUCAAUCAUGUCCACGCGCCACUCAUGGACCGAAUUCCUCUCCCUCUCCUCCCUCUCCCUCCCAUCCUCCCUCUCAGAAACAACCACGCGCAUCGGCAUCAAUCUCACGCGCUUCCUCUUCAACUACUCCUCCAUUCUCCUCUUCAUCCUCCUCCUCACUCUCGUCUACCAUCCCCUCGCCAUCAUCCUCCUCCUAAUCGCCUUCUCCGGAUGGUACUUCCUCUUCUUCUCCCGUGACUCCUCCGAACCGUUCCUGCUAUUCAACCUAGUUUCGCUCGACGAACGCGUCGUCGUCGCGGCUCUGUCGGUUUUUAGUUUUGUUGCUAUCGCUGUUACCGGCGUGUGGUGGAACGUUGUGACGGCGGUUGUCGCGGCGGCGGCGGUGGUUUGCUUGCACGGUGCGUUGAGGAGGACGGAUGAAGGUGGUUUGGAUGAUUAUGAAUCUCCGUACGGUCCGAUGCUCAGUGACGGUGCUGGUCCUUAUUCAGCUGUUUGAUUUUCAGAUUCCAUUCUUUAUAUGUAGAUUGAAUUGAAUUCACUAACAAACUGCUAUUGGUUUAUAAUUUUUGUUAUGUUCUGCAAUUUAUUUAUAUACAUUGUUGAAAUUAGUGAGCAUGUAGUGUGAAUUAGGGUUUUGUGCAUAUACAAUUUAGAAUACUAGUGAAUAAAUUGAUUCCCUUUUUGCUUC
Molecule: messenger RNA, 833 nt
Organism: Lathyrus oleraceus (garden pea)
Lineage: Eukaryota; Viridiplantae; Streptophyta; Magnoliopsida; Fabales; Fabaceae
Product: PRA1 family protein D
Exons: 1
Coding region: 108-641 (177 amino acids)
Biological process (GO): vesicle-mediated transport
Cellular component (GO): endoplasmic reticulum; Golgi apparatus
Source: RefSeq, a predicted model, not a curated record